Molecule: messenger RNA, 8297 nt
Organism: Myxocyprinus asiaticus (Chinese sucker)
Lineage: Eukaryota; Metazoa; Chordata; Actinopteri; Cypriniformes; Catostomidae
Product: kinase D-interacting substrate of 220 kDa-like
Exons: 31
Coding region: 1357-6555 (1732 amino acids)
Molecular function (GO): protein binding
Source: RefSeq, a predicted model, not a curated record
UGGCUGUGCUGUAGGCAACCGCUAAACUGCCUCUCGUCAGGAGGGUUAUGAAAGCAAAACUGUGUUAUGUGUAUUAUAUAGGAUUACUUUGGACCUAAGGAAGAAGAUGUAAAUUACCGGUUAUACAUUGGAAUUAUGUAAACUAAUUGACAAGUGUGUUAAAACGUGUUCAUGUAAACAAGUUUCACGUAAGUCAAGUUUAUAUUCGGCUUAUAAAAGUAGCUUUCUAAUGUUGCUUUUCUAGACAGACAGGUCUACAGUAGUAGAGGGGGAAACAGUGCACUUACAGUUUCUCUGCAGCUGUCAGGCAACGUGCUUUUCCCUUACUUCACUAACAGUGUCGGUGCAUUUGCAUUCAUGCAAUUAUAUUUUUAUGAACUCUCUUAGAACUAUACAUUUGAACGUUUGUCUGUUCACACUCGUGAAUGAAUAGUCAUUUAAUUCCCAAUAAUAGAGCUGUCAGUCGUACUGUAGAUAAAUUCGUGCUUUACACCUAUACCUUUCUGAUGUUGGGGAAAUGAUUUGAGCUGCUUUCAGAAGUUAUUUGUUUUUUCCUCCUAUAUGAUUCACGAUUAUUUAAAUGCUGUGAAACCUGUUUACCUCUGUGCCGUUGUCACACACCGUGGAAACAGAUCAUCAGAGGAUCAUGCCUGUUACAAAAGCUCAGUUUUAUUUAGGGAUCGGCAUGGUGCUAUUUGUUUCACUAAGUCUGAUGUGAAAUCCAUGUGUGCGCUCAGCCAAGUGACUUACACAUUUCCACCGCACAAAGAAAGACCGUGUCAAAAUGCAAUUAGUUUAAACUGAUAUUUUGUUUUUAAAAUGUCAAAAAAUUAAAAUAGCAGUUUUUUUUUUUUUUUUUUUUUGCCAGACUGUAGGUCAAUAGGCGUGGCUCAUUAAUAUUAAUUACCUACAGCCUCUGGACACUUCAUCAUUACCAAGCAACGUCAGGUAUGUUCACACCGAACACGUUUUUCCUGUAUCUGCGCUGUUUUUAAAGUUAUUUUCCUGUGGAAACACGCGCUGGACGGACGUCUUUGACCACUGAGGCGAGUCUCGCUGUUUUUUCAGCGUCUGACGCAGGAGCGCAAAGUUAACUUUUAAAAACGCGUCUCAAAGUCUCCUGCGUUUUGUGUCAUUCCUUGCAGCGUUUGGUGUGAACGGCCCCUUAAAUUAAUAUUAAUUGUGUGUAUAAUGGUAUUGGGCGUGCCUCUACUCUUCCUCAUGUAUUAUUCAUGAGAGCCUGGAGUGACAGACAGAGUCUGAGUAACCGCGUGAGUGGACUACCAAGUGCAUAAGGACAGACAGGCUUUUAAAACCCAUCUGACAAGGAACUCCAGUGGAGUUUCUAAUACAGCCAUGGAGAUGUCCACAUCCCUCAAGAUGAGCUCCAUGACCACCCAGAGUCUCUUCAGCUACGUGGAGGAGGAAAAUCUAUCGGCCAUCAAAGCUCAUCUGGACAAAUACAGAGAAGUGGACACCAGAAGUGAUAAUGGUCAGACUCCUCUGAUGGUGGCGUCAGAGCAGGGCAGUCUAGAGAUCGUGCAGGAGCUCAUCAAGAGAGGAGCAAAUGUCAACUUGGAUGAUAUUGACUGCUGGACUGCACUGAUUUCAGCUGCUAAGGAGGGACAUGCUGGGGUGGUGAAGGAACUGUUAGAGAACAAUGCUAAUGUUGAGCACAGAGAUAUGGGGGGCUGGAGCGCUCUCAUGUGGGCCGCUUAUAAGGGUCGUGUGGAGGUGACACGUCUACUGCUGCAGAAAGGAGCAAACCCAAACAUCACUGGACAGCAGUACAGUGUUUACCCAAUCAUCUGGGCAGCAGGAAGAGGUCAUGCAGAGAUAGUUCAGCUGCUGAUUCAGCAUGGAGCCAAAGUCAACUGCUCUGACAAGUAUGGCACCACACCCCUGAUCUGGGCUGCCAGGAAAGGCUAUUAUGACUGUGUGGUGCACCUUCUGGAGAAUGGGGCCAAUGUGGACCAGGAAGGAGCGAACUCAAUGACGGCUCUGAUAGUGGCUGUACGUGGUGGUUUCACUGAAGUGGUGAAAGAGCUACUGAAGAGAAAUCCCAACAUGAAUAUGACUGAUAAAGACGGCAACACAGCACUGAUGAUCGCUGCCAUAGAAGGCUGGACUGAGAUCGUACAGGACUUACUGGACGCUGGCACAUAUGUCAACAUCCCUGAUCGGAGUGGUGACACUGUACUUAUCGGUGCUGUCAGAGGAGGCCAUGUGGAGAUUGUCCGAGCUUUGCUUAAUAAAUAUGCUGAUAUUGAUGUCACAGGCCAGGACGGUAAGACUGCCCUGUACUGGGCUGUAGAGAAAGGCAAUGCAACCAUGGUACGAGACAUUCUGCAAUGCAACCCUGAUACUGAGGCCUACACUAAGGAUGCAGAAACCCCUCUCAUAAAAGCCACUAAGAUGAGAAACAUUGAAAUUGUGGAGCUGCUUCUGGACAAAGGUGCCAAGGUGUCAGCAGUGGACAAGAAAGGAGAUACAGCCUUGCAUAUUGCCAUUCGUGGAAGAAGCCGUAAGCUUGCUGAGCUGCUCUUAAGGAACCCUAAAGAUGGCCGCCUGCUCUACCGACCAAACAAAGAGGGCGAGACUCCUUACAACAUUGACUGCACCCACCAGAAAAGCAUCCUCACCCAGAUAUUUGGAGCCAAGCACCUGUCUCCCUCUGAGUGUGAUGGGGACAUGCUGGGAUAUGACCUGUACAGCAGUGCUCUGGCUGACAUCCUCAGCGAGCCCACCAUGCAGCCGCCCAUCUGUGUGGGGCUCUAUGCCCAGUGGGGCAGCGGCAAGUCCUUCCUGCUGAAGAAACUGGAGGAUGAGAUGAAGACAUUUGCAGGGCAGCAGGUGGAGCCGUUGUUCCAGUUCUCGUGGUUGGUGGUGUUUUUGACUUUGCUGCUGUGUGGAUCUGUGGCUCUGGUCCUGGGCUUCACUGUUGACCCAAAGCUGGCCAUCGCUGUGGCCCUCAGCCUGCUCGCCCUGAUGUACAUCUUUUUUGUUUUGGUGUACUUUGGUGGAAGGAAAGGAGGGGAGGGUUGGAGCUGGGCCUGGGUCCUCAGUACCAGACUGGCCCGUCACAUCGGCUACCUGGAGCUGCUGCUCAAACUCAUGUUCGUCAAUCCCCCUGAGCUUCCGGAACAAACCACCAAAGCCUUGCCCGUCAGGUUUCUGUUCACAGACUAUAACCGUCUGUCGAGUGUGGGAGGGGAGACAUCCAUGGCAGAAAUGAUAGCCACACUGUCCGAUGCUUGUGAGAGAGAAUUCGGCUUCUUAGCCACCAGACUCUUCAGAGUCUUCAAAAAUGAUGAAAAUCAAGGAAAAAAGUGGAAGAAGACAUGCUGUGUCCCUUCCUUUGUGCUCUUUGUGUUGACAACGGGUUGUCUGAUCACUGGCAUAACCCUGCUGGCCAUCUUUAAGGUGGAUGCAGAGAAUCUUACCAUAAAUGCUGUUCUGAUCGCCAUGGCCAGUGUGGUGGGUCUGGCUUUACUGCUGAACUGUCGAACCUGGUGGCAGGUGGCUGACUCUGUGCUGCACUCUCAGAGGAGGAGAUUGCUCAAUGCUGCCAACAGCAUGCACAAGCUCAAGAGUGAGGGAUUCAUGAAGGUUCUGAAGUGUGAAGUGGAGCUCAUGGCUAAAAUGGCCAAAACCAUUGAUGGCUUCACUCAGAAUCAGACCCGACUGGCUGUCAUCAUUGAUGGCCUGGAUUCCUGUGAACAGGACAAAGUACUGCAGAUGCUCGAUACGGUUCGAGUGCUCUUCUCUAAAGGCCCUUUCAUCUCCAUUUUUGCCAGCGACCCUCAUAUCAUUAUCAAAGCCAUAAACCAGAACCUCAACAGUGUGCUACGCGACUCAAACAUUAAUGGCCACGACUACAUGCGAAACAUCAUCCACCUGCCGGUGUUCCUCAACAGCCGUGACCUCAGCACUGCCAAGAGACUCUGCAUCGCCUCACCAGCCAAUGCAGACCAACUUAACACUGACGCAUGGCAAGAGGAUAUGGACAGGAUGUUGUCUCAGAACAGUCUUGGAGAGCAGGGCAGGCAGGGCAGUAAAACCGCGCUGAACCGCAGGGAAACGUACCGUAGAAGACAGAUGCAGCGUACUGUAACACGGCAGAUGUCCUUUGACCUGACCAAGAUGCUGGUCACUGAGGACUGGUUCAGUGACAUCAGCCCUCAAACUAUGAGGAGACUGCUCAACAUUGUCUCCGUCACAGGUCGUCUUCUCCGAGCCAAUCAGAUCAUAUUUAACUGGGACCGACUGGCAUCAUGGAUCAACCUGACGGAGGAGUGGCCAUACCGCACAUCCUGGAUCAUCCUCUUCCUAGAGGAGACUGAUGGAGUCUCUGAUCAGGUCUCACUGAGGAUCAUCUAUGAGAGGAUCUCUAAAAGCAUCCCCACCACUAAAGAUGUGGAGCCCCUGCUGGAGAUCGAUGGUGAUAUUCGUAGUUUUGAAGUGUUCCUUUCCUCGCACACUCCUGUUCUCACCGCUCGUGAUGUGGAGAUGUUUCUGCCCUGCACUGUCAACCUGGAUCCCAAACUAAGGGAGAUCAUUGCAGAUGUGCGAGAUGCACGCGGGCAGAUGCAACUUGGAGGAGUCAGCUAUCCCACAGUGCUCCUGCAAGAUGCUUCGGCCCAGCCGCAGUCUGCGUUUGGGCAGCACUCUUUGGACUGCUCUCCCACAGGCUCUUUCCCUGGUUCUUUCCCCUCUGCUGGAGUGCUGCCGCCUGCCCAGCCACACAGCAGCUACUUCAGUGGGCUUACCGGCCCCCAGCAUCCCUUCUACAACCGGCCUUAUUUCCCUCAUCAUGUUUAUCAUCUGCCUCGCUAUUACCCAGACAACCCCCAUCACGCCCCUUCACGCCCACCUACUAAACUCCAUAUGGGCCCCAGCAUGGGACUAGGUGUAAUCAGAGAGGACUCCAGUGAGGGUCUUCCCUCUCCUACAUCCACCUCUAUGAUCAAAGCUCAGCCCUUCAGUGUGAAGCAGGUCUCUGGUUCUGGGGUUUCUAGUGGGCCUCAGGUCCUCCUCAGUUCCCUGAGCAUUGAGGGUGUGUGUGAGAAACUCAAACAGAUCCAGGGCCUGGACUUUAGCAUGCUGGAUCAGUACAUCAGCACAAUCAAAAAGGCCAAUGUGAACGGUCGGGUUCUGUCUCAAUGCAACAUCGAUGAGCUCAAGAAGGAAAUGAACAUGAACUUUGGAGAUUGGCAUCUCUUCAGAGCAAUGGUUUUAGAGCAGCGUCAUAUGGAGAACCAGCUGUUGCAUGAUGAAUCGGGAGCAUGCAGUGAGCAGAGUAGCAGCGUGAUGAGUCAACAUGAGCCUCAUAGACCUUCUCAAGCACCACGAGACAUGACCAUCAACCCAGAAAACUUCACAUACAGCCUCAACCUGAGCUUUGAAGAGCUCAGCAGUGUGGGACUGGAGGAGUCCGCCAGACAACACAAUGCCCAAUGUCUGGCCAACAAUCACAGGACAGCCAGUAUUUCCAGCCUGAACUCUCAGGAAUCUUCCAAUGACAUCUGUAUGCUGACUGAUAAACAACAGGCUGAGUAUCGCAAUGCCUACCAGGAGUACAUCACCCACGUGGCCCAGCUUGAUGUCUCUGUUCCUGGACGAGAGAAUCCUGCUAAAGCCCAGACCAACCUCCAACCCAACUCUGAAGGCAAGUCUAUGGAGAAUGAGCACGAUGGAUGGAAACCUUUGACAAAAAAAGGCUCCAAACCUAGAGACAGUGUGACAGACUUCUCCUCUGCCCCAGAUGGUGGCCUCCUAGAUCCCAUCACAGAGGAGGAUGAGAAGUCGAUGCCUGGAUCUGCCAGUAAAGUCCCAUUCAGACGCAAAACCAAAGGCCAGGGACCGAGUUACCACAGUGUGCCCAGCGAUGAAGAGGAGACAGGGGAUGAGGAGACGGAUGCCACCCCACUGCUGAGGGAGGAAGACUGGGCUGCUGAGCAAGAUCUUGGUCUCUUAGCCAAGAGGAAAAGCUUCAUUUCAGACAUUAUGCUGGACAAGAGAUCAUUUGACUCUGGCAUGAGAUCCAGCAGGAGCUCAUCUGAUCACUCACUACAAGCUGAAGAGAUCGAUCCAGCUCAGGAGAAAGAGAAGUCCAUUGAGAAGAAAAAGGAGGAGACCCAUCUGAUUGAGCUAGUUCUUGAGAGUCCGGUAAAGAAGCGAGUCCUACCACAUAGGUUGAGUAACCUGCAAGAGGAGGCUGUGGCCCGGAUGUCCAUCUGUUCUGAUGCUCUGUCUGAGAGCAGCCUUCUGGCCAGCAGCCCUGAGGAGAGCUGGCCUGCUUCAGCUAUGAGCAACCUCAACUGCUCACCUGAUAAUGCAACACCCAACAACAACAUUAACAACAGCAGCCAGCAUUCUGUCCUGCAGCAGGAGACACCCAGCUCCACUGACUCCCCAUUACUGAUUAUAGGGCCCGGCUCCAGCACCGAGACCACACCGCUGCCCAACCAGAACCUGCGUGGAAUCCACCUGAAGAGAGCAGCAUCAACCGGGGCUGCAAUUGAUGCUUCUGAGGAACGAGAGAGUGUUCUGUAAGAACCAAAUGAAAAGGGAUAGUUCACCCCAUAAGGAAAAUUCUGUCAUCAUUUACUCACCCAAAUGUUGUUCCAAAACCAUAUGAAUGUCUUUUUUUUUUUUUUUUUUACCAUGGAACACGAAAGGAGAUGUUAGGCAGAAUGUCAGCCUUGGUCAGCCUUCGCUUUCUUUGCAGGCUAACAUUCUGCCUAAUACUUAUAUAAGUUUGGAACAACAUGAGGGUGAGUAAAUGAUGACAGAAUUUUCAUUUUUGGGUGAACUAUCCCUUUAAAGCAAUGUAAAGCAGUCUGUAACGAGUGGCAAAUUUGUGCAUUUUAGUUGUGUGGAGAGGCUGUAUUCAUUCAACUCUUUAAAACACUAUUAGAUUAGAACACUUGGAUUAGAUUCUUUGAAGAUUUUACAGAUCAGUUCAAAAUCAUAAUAAAUGUGCUCUUAGUCAGAGCAGUAGUGCAGAAGUAGCGUGUGUGCUCUUGCGACAUUACAGCUCAUUAGAGUCCAGACUGCGUCAACUCCCGAACAUAUUUUCAUCUCUCCUCACCCUUCAUUUUCCUGUCUAAUAAAACAACGGCCCAAGAAAGUGCUCCUAAAUUGACUGGAUUAGGGAAAAAAUAAUAGACACGUUGUAGCUCUUGUUGGAGCAGUGUUAAAGGGAUAGUUCACCCAAAAAUGAAUAUUCUCUCAUCAUUUACUCACCCUCAUGCCAUCCUAGUUGUGUAUGACUUUAUUUCUUCUGCUGAACACAAACAAAGAUUUUUAGAAGAAUAUCUCAGCUCUGUAGGUCCAUACAAUGCAAGUGAAUGGGCUCCAAAAAGCACAUAAAGCCACAUAAAAGUAAUCCAUAAGACUCCAGUGGUUUAAUCCAUGUCUUCAGAAGUGAUAUGAUAGGUGUGGGUGAGAAACAGAUCAAUAUUUAGGUCCGUUUUUACCAUAAAUUCUCCUCAUUUCCCAGUUGGUGGCGAUAUGCACAAAGAAUGCAAAUCGCUAAAAACAAAAGAAGAUGAUUGUGGAAGUAAAAGUGAAAGUGGAGAUUGAUAUUUUUCUCAACCACACUUAUCACAUUGCAUCUGAAGAUAUGGAUUUGACCACUAGAGUCAUAUGGAUUACUUUUAUGCUGCUUUAAUGUCCUUUUGAAGCUUCAAAAUUUUGGUCACCAUUCACUUGCAUUGUAUGGACCUAAAAAGCUGAAAUAUUCUUCUAAAAAUCUUUGUUUGUGUUCAGAAGUAAGAAAGUCAUACACAUCUGGGAUGGCAUGAGAGUGAGUAAAUAAUGAGAGAAUUUCCAUUUUUGGGUGAACUAUCCCUUUAAAAUAUGAUGCAAUAAACAGUUUGUGAAGCCGUUUCUAGUUUCUGAUUUGUUAGAGCAAAUGUUAUUUCAUGCUGCUUUGCCAACAUUAAAGAUGUAGUGUAGAUUGGUCCUUAUUAACAUCAUUUAGUAGGGUGGGGAUUUAACCACACAGAGUUGGUGUUUUUGCUGUGAUCGGUAUUGUAAAAGCUGUUACGUAUUUGAAAUUGAAUUGACUGGUUCAUUUUGGUCAUCCCUCUAUUUUGUGUUCAGCGUUGUGUAGUGUUUGGUUAAAAUGAGUGAAUCUGUUUUUGCACAUCAGCGUUACAUUAAGAGAAGAGCAAGAAAUAACAGUGGUUUCUGUGAGGCAUGUUUUGCAUGUAUGCCAAGUCGUGACAUUUCCUCAAACUGUUUUGUCCUAUUUUCUCGUAGUAGGCUAAUAAACCUGCUUUUUAAAUACA